AUGUCUGUCGUCGUUACCGCCGCCGACCACCUGGCCAACGAUGGUCGCAUCGAGUGGCUGGCCUCCCUCGAUACCGCCUAUACUCCCGAGCGAAACCUCCGAAGAACCUCGAUCAUCUGCACAAUCGGCCCCAAGACGAACUCGGUCGAGGCCAUCAACAAGCUUCGAAUUGCUGGUCUCAACGUUGUUCGUAUGAACUUCUCUCACGGCUCGUACGAGUACCACCAGUCUGUCAUUGACAAUGCUCGUGAGGCCGAGAGGGUCCAGCCUGGCCGCCAGGUUGCCAUUGCUCUUGAUACCAAGGGCCCCGAGAUCAGAACCGGUAACACUCAGGACGACGCCGAUCUCCCCAUCCAGGCCGGCACUAUCAUGAACAUCACCACUGAUGAGCAAUAUGCUACCGCUUGCGACACCAAGAACAUGUACGUUGACUACAAGAACAUCACCAAGGUCAUCGAGAAGGGUCGCAUCAUCUACGUCGACGACGGUAUCCUGGCCUUCCAGGUCGAGGAGAUUGUCGACGACAAGACCCUCAAGGUCAAGGCCCUGAACAGCGGCAUGAUCAGCUCUCGCAAGGGUGUCAACUUGCCCAACACCGACGUCGAUCUGCCUGCCCUUUCCGAGAAGGACAAGCAGGAUCUCAAGUUUGGUGUCAAGAACAAUGUCGACAUGGUUUUUGCAUCCUUCAUCCGAUCCGGCAAGGACAUUCGCGACAUUCGUGAGGUUCUCGGCGAGCAGGGCAAGCACAUUCAGAUCAUUGCCAAGAUCGAGAACCGACAGGGUCUCAACAACUUCCGCGAGAUCCUCCGCGAGACUGACGGUGUCAUGGUGGCCCGUGGCGACCUUGGUAUCGAGAUUCCUGCCGCCGAGGUGUUUGCCGCCCAGAAGAAGAUGAUUGCCAUGUGCAACUUGGCCGGCAAGCCUGUCAUCUGCGCUACCCAGAUGCUCGAGUCCAUGAUCAAGAACCCCCGUCCCACUCGUGCCGAGAUCUCCGACGUUGGUAACGCCGUUACCGAUGGCGCUGACUGUGUCAUGUUGUCCGGCGAGACUGCCAAGGGUCUCUACCCCGAGAAUGCCGUCCAGGAGAUGCACAAGACCUGUCUCAUGGCCGAGAACACCAUUCCCUACGUCGCCCACUACUACGAGUUGACCAAGAACAUCAAGCCCCCAGUGAGCGUUGUUGAGGCUUGUGCCAUGGAUGCCGUCAACUCGUCCCUCAAGCUCAACGCUGGUGGUAUUAUCGUCCUCUCCACCUCGGGUGAGUCGGCACGUCUGCUGUCCAAGUACCGCCCUGUCUGCCCCAUCUUCAUGGUCACCAGAAACGAGAGUGCCUCGCGGUACGCUCACCUGUACCGUGGUGUCUACCCAUUCUUCUUCCCCGAGCAGAAGCCCGACUUCAGCAAGGUCAACUGGCAAGAGGAUGUCGACCGACGCAUCAAGUGGGCUAUUGAGAACGCUCUGCAGCUUAAUGUCCUGUCCAGAGGCGAUACUGUCGUGGUCGUUCAGGGCUGGAAGGGUGGCAUGGGUAACACCAACACCCUGCGGAUAGUCAAGGCCGAGCCCGAGAACCUGGGUAUUGGUCAGCUGGAGUAA
Pestalotiopsis fici W106-1 is the source of this 1593-nucleotide messenger RNA. Its product is annotated as Pyruvate kinase. NCBI's taxonomy places the organism in Eukaryota, Fungi, Ascomycota, Sordariomycetes, Amphisphaeriales, Sporocadaceae. Bases 1 to 1593 code for a protein of 530 amino acids. Gene Ontology annotation, molecular function: magnesium ion binding; pyruvate kinase activity; potassium ion binding. The record is from RefSeq and is a predicted model, not a curated record. Gene Ontology annotation, biological process: glycolytic process. Gene Ontology annotation, cellular component: cytoplasm. The transcript has 2 exons.